GUGUAUGUUUCCAGCGUUGUUUAUUUAAAAUGACAGGUACUUAUUGAGAAAAUGUAAUACAAUCUUAAUCAUGAAAGUAUUUUCCUGACUCUGUAGCCCAUAAAUCUCUCUAGGCCACUCUAGCCCAUAAAUCAGGUAAUCUUCACAUUCUUUGCACAAAAGAUUGUGGCUUAAAGGCGAUGAAGUUGUCGAAGCAGUUUUUGUUAUCAUCGACGUUUGCAAAGCACUGCCCACAAAGUGUGUGCUGUAGGAACCUAAACAGAUGAUAAUCUGAAGAAACGAGAUCAGUUGAAUAUGUUGCAUGUGAAAGAACUUCUCACCUUAGGUCGAAAAUUGUUUGUUUUGUCGAUAAAACGAUAUGGGGAUGAGCAUUGUCAUGCAGCAGUAUAACCUGUUGCGUUCCUUGGCCAGUAAACAAUCGUUUCUCUUCCAUUUUCUUGCUCAGAGCAAUUGCCGAGCGCAACAGCAAUCACUCCAUUUUACUGAAUGUAGAAUGGCGGAUGAUAAGAGACAGAAACAAAUUCGUUUCUAUUCAGAUAAACAUAACCGUCGUCUCAUACAACAACAAAAUGAAGCUGAUGUAUACAGAAUUUUUGGUGCAUUAGAAAAUCUGCCACCAUCAUUUAUCCCUAUCCAAACGAUUAAUCCAAGUGGAAAUGAGAGAUUGAUUCAUACUAGUGAUCAAAUAUUGGAACAUAAUGAUAUACAUGAGGUAUUAAAUAAUGAAAACGAUGACUCUGACUGCAAUAGCAGUAUUCAUAGUUAUGAAUAUCCAAAUUUCAAUUCAAGUGACGAUAAUGAAACAGAAGCAUCAGAUAUAGAGUCGAUUGAGGAUGAAGCAGAGAAUGAUGAUGAAAUUAUGAUUAAUGAUAACUUCAUACAAGAUAUUGCUACAUGGAUGAGACAAUUCAAAACAUCACAGAAGCCAAGGAUCCACGAAAACUUCUCCAUACUCCUACAUCUACAGAUGUUAAAGAAAUGUGUCAAGGACAAUACUGGCAUAGUGGUUUAA
This is a messenger RNA of Harpegnathos saltator (Jerdon's jumping ant), 1012 nucleotides long. RefSeq lists its product as uncharacterized. The transcript is spliced from 4 exons. NCBI's taxonomy places the organism in Eukaryota, Metazoa, Arthropoda, Insecta, Hymenoptera, Formicidae. The record is from RefSeq and is a predicted model, not a curated record. Bases 359 to 1012 code for a protein of 217 amino acids.